Polypterus senegalus (gray bichir) is the source of this 5912-nucleotide messenger RNA. Its product is annotated as mucin-3A-like. The transcript is spliced from 10 exons. The record is from RefSeq and is a predicted model, not a curated record. Bases 90 to 5585 code for a protein of 1831 amino acids. NCBI's taxonomy places the organism in Eukaryota, Metazoa, Chordata, Cladistia, Polypteriformes, Polypteridae.
CAGAAGUUGUCUGUUAAUCCACAAAAAGGGAGUGGUGAUCAGGUCUCUUCUUGGAUUCUACAGGAGACACUUACUAGUGGAGGGCAGACAUGUGGCUCAUCUUCACAGAGUUGAAAUGGACAAUGUAUUUUUGGAAAUCACUGGGGAAACCACUGCUCCUUUAUUUUAUCUUCUUCAUUUCAGUCUCUGGAAUGAGCACCACAACACCUAAUCUUAACAACAAUGACUUUUCAAAAAAUAUGUUGCUUCAUAUUGGAUCGAACAACAGUGCAUUAAAAAAAGAAGUACCACCCCAAGAUUUUACUUCAAAGGACUCCACGUCUAAUAUUGCAACUAGAAAAUCAGCUCUUAGUAAUGUUAACAUUGAAGAAUCAACUACCAAUGAAUUUACAGCUGAAGAGUUUCUUCUAAUUGCUUCAAGUACCAAAGAUUUAAAAGGCGAUAUCCCCAGCACAGAUUUUACAGUGGAGGAAUCUCAGACCAGUAAUAUUACAACAGAUAAAGCAAGUAUUACUAAUAUUACUACAGACCAAUCAAAUGCCAAUAGUUCCGCCAGAAAUGACUACGUUCAUACUGGACUAAGCUCAAGAAAGUUAGAAAGAGAAAUGGGAGCUGGAGAUUUUACUACAAAACAAUCCAUUAGUAGUAGUAUAAGAAAAUGGAAUUCAAGUGAAAGUAAUCCUGCUGCAGACAAGUCAGCCAAAAAUGAUUUUGUAGUAGAUGCCCUACUUCCUGUGGAAUCAAAGGGCAAUGGAUUGAGCCGAGAAGUGCCCACUGGAGAUUUAAUCAUGGAGAGAUCAGGUUAUAGUGAUUAUGGAAAUGAGAAAUCAAAUGAUGCUUUUAUUGAGAAAAUAACUGAUUUUGCAGGAGAAGAGUUACUUCCUAUUGGCUCAAACACCAGUGCUGCGAAUGAAAAUGUAAGUAGGAGUUUUCAUCUCACACAAGAAUCUAGUCCAACAGAUUUUAAAGAAAAGACAUCAAGCAGCAGGAAUCAAAAUAGAAAGAAACGUGACACCACCAGUUCAAUAACUACAAAACCUUGCAUUAAAGUUUAUACUACUAUGGAGUCAAGGGAAAAUAAUCUUAAUUCAGAAGAAUCUGGUAGUGGAGGUUUAACUACAGACGACUCAAGCACUAGUGAUUCAUCUACAGAGACACCUCAAACCUGUGCUUUUACAACAAAUACAAUGAGCACCAGUGGUUAUACUACAAAAGAGCCGAGUACAACAGAGAAAUCUAGCAAUAAUUUUACUCAAAGUGAGUUAAGCACUACUGGCUCUGCAACACAUUUUGCAACAGAUGUACUGAACACCAGUAAUAAUACUAUAAAACAAUCAAUCACUACUGAUUUUAUGACAGAAGAUUCAGGAGGCAGCGGUUUUACAACAGAACAAUCUGUAACAAAUUCUAUGAUUCUAAAGACCAGUACCACUGAUUUUAUAGCAAACACCCCUGGAUCCAAGGAAUCCACUACAAAUGUUUUGCGCACUAGUGAUGUAGCAACAGAGCAUUUAAGUACAAGUGACUUGACGACAGAGAAAUCAAGUGCUGUUGGCUCAAGCACAGAAGAACCUACUGACCUCAUUACAAAAAUACAACACAGCAGUGCCUAUACCAUACAAGAGCCAACAAUCAGCAAUACUGCAACAGAGAAACUGAUUGAAAGUGGUUUUACAACAGAAAAAGUCAGCAAAAACAAUGUCACAACAGAUGGACUACACAUUACUAGGCAAACAGAUGGAACCAGCAACUUUAUUUCAAGUGUACCAAACAAUAGUGGCUACACUACAGAACGGUCUACUGUCAGCAGCUUUACAAAAGUGAGUGCCAGUGAUUUAACAAAAGAUUAUGCAACAGAGGAAUUAAGUGGAAGUGGUUUUACAACAGAAGAUGUAACCACAAGUGAUUUUACAACAGAAGUGAUAGACACUAUUUAUCCAUAUACACAAAAGCCUAUAACUACCAACCUUAUUAUAGAUGUACUCAAUACUACUGGCUAUAGAACAAAGGAGUCUACAAUCAAUGAUCUUACAACAGAGGAAAUGACUGCAAGUGGUGCUCCAACAGAAGAAGUUAGCACAACCUAUUUCACAACAGACGGAUUGCACACUAAUUACUCUACUAUACAAAAUCCUACAACCACCAAUCUUACUACACAUGUGCAGAACACCACUGGCUAUAGCACAAAGGAGUCUACAAUCAAUGAUCUUACAACAGAGGAAAUGACUGCAAGUGGUGCUCCAACAGAAGAAGUUAGCACAACGUAUUUCACAACAGACAGAUUACACACUAAUUACUCUACUAUACAAAAUCCUACAACCACCAAUCUUACUACACAUGUGCAGAACACCACUGGCUAUAGCACAAAGGAGUCUACAAUCAAUGAUCUUACAACAGAGGAAAUGACUGCAAGUGGUGCUCCAACAGAAGAAGUUAGCACAACGUAUUUCACAACAGACAGAUUACACACUAAUUACUCUACUAUACAAAAUUCUAGAACCACCAACCUCAUUACAGAUGUACACAAUACCACUUACAGCACAAAGGAGUCUAAAUUCAGUGACUUUACAACAAAAGAGCUGAUUACAACUGGUUUUGCAACAGAAAAGCAAAGCACAACACAUUUCACAACAAAUGCAUCGCGCAACACUUAUUUAACUACCAACUUCACAACAAGUAAUUCAAACACCAGUAGCUAUGGUACACAGUCCACAAUCAGCGCUUCCACAAAUAUAAGUACCAGUGAUCUGGCAAAAAUAUUUACAAUCAGUGAGUUUACAACAGAUAAAUUAAGAACAAGCACAUUUACCACAGAACAGCCAAAUACUAUUCAUUUCACUACUGAAGAACAUGGAACCUCCAUCUUUAUUACAGAUGGUUUAAAAACAGAUGAAUUUGGUACAACUGGUUUUACAAUACAAAGUCCAAACACAAGAGGUUUUACAACCAAAGAAUUGAAUACCAUUCAUACUACUACAAAAAAACCUAAAACAACCAAUUUUAUUACUGAUAUAGUAGGCACCAGUGGCUAUAAUACAAAAGAGCCUACACAGAGGGGUUUUACGACAGAUGAAUCAAGUCCUGGUCAUACAGAAAAUCCUAAAACCAUCAAACCUACUACAAAAGCACAAAACAUCAGUGGCUAUACUACAAAAGAAUCUACAAUCAGUGAGCUUACAGCACAAACAAGUGAUUUUCAAACAGAAAUGGCAAGUACUAUUCAUAGUGUUGUCACAGCAUCCUCUAAACACACUCUUGAUGCUUCAUCUGCAUCACCUACACCUACUCAGAAUGCUUCAUUAACAACCUUGAAUAAUACUUUAUCACCAUCAGAUUAUACAGAAACUUUUUCAUCGACCCAACAUGGCCCUACUGUAACACCACUGACUCUCAGUCAAACAACUUCACUUCUGCUAUCUGAGCCAGUGUACAGUCCAAAGGUAUCUGUUGAUGGUCCAGACACUACAGCCACAUCUUCAUCAGCUCACUCGGUUUCAACUUUAUCAUUAACAACUUCUCGUAUGGCUACUCUGGAAAGAACUAUAAAUGUACUAAGUGAUUCCACUUCAUCCUCUACACCACCUACAAAUGCUACUAUUUCACAACCUACACUUGGUCAAACAGAUUUAUCCUCAUCUCCCAGGAUCCAAAACACUGCCACAACAUCUUUUUUUCAUGAUCCAACAACUUUAGCUACAUUGCCAGCUAUUACUUCAACAGAUGCCACAGCAUCUUUCACUGAUUCUCUGGCUGUUUCAUCGUCUGCAUUUACUUUGUCAUCAGGUAAUGCCACUUAUAUGUCACCAACAUUUGCAUCAUCUACUGUAAAUCAAAGGACUACCACAGUAUUAUCUAAUUCUGUGACACCUCUUUCCUCUUUGGUAUCCACAACAACCCAAAGUGUUGGAACACUACAUGUUUACACAUCAGCAACCACACCUACUGGACUGCCAACAUCUAUAACAACUUCAGCUCAUUCUCCUUUUGCUGUAACUCAGACUACUACCCCAACAUCAUCCUCUCAGCUUUCACCUGCUCUGCCUUCAUCAUCUACUUUAACACACAGUUCUACCACUUCAUUUUCUACUCUUCUCACAACUUCUUCCUCCUCUACAGAAACUACUACCACCUUAUUAUCUACAAGUUUGCCACAUAACACCACUUUACAAAGCACCUUUCCCCAACAGAAUCUAACUUCCCCAUCCAAUACAUUCUCCCCUGCUCUUUCUAAUUCAGUUUUAUCAUCGACACAUAUCCAAACAGAUACUGCAUCAUCUACAAAGGUUCCACAAACGCUAGCUUCAACCUCAACCUCUAUUGCUUUCCAGUCUUCUCCUACCCAGUUUGUAACAUACACUCCUCUUGUCUCAAUAUCAUCAUCUACCACAAAUCAUCCUGCCACUUCAUCAGUCUCUCAAACUGACAAAAUAUUGCCAUCUACCACUACCUCGAAGGAAAUGUCUUCAGCUGGGUUUCCAACAAACAGCAUCUCAUCAUCUUUGUCUUCAUCUAAAUCUCCAUCUACUAGCAAUAGCCAAACAACAACAAUUAUGUCCAAUGCAACUACAAGCGCAACUCCUACAACGUCUAUAAGUCCUCCUGUCAUUGAGCCCAAUGACAGAAUCUUUGCCAUUGGCUUUACCAUUGUCAACAUAAAUUUCGCCUCUGACUUGAGUAACCCUAAUUCAACUUUAUAUAAAGAGCUGGAGUACAACAUCACAUUACAGCUAACAGCGCUCUACAAAAAAAGUUACUUGGGCCGCCUCUUGAAGUAUGUCAAAGUGACACGCUUUAGAAAAGGCUCUGUGAUAGUGGACUGCACCUGCGUCUUCAGCACAAAUGACUCACUCCUCAAUGUCUCAACCUCACUCAACGGUACCUCUGUCAGGGAUAUAUUUAUAUCUGCAAUCAAUGGAUCUAAUGAUUUGGGUGCGAUGUAUCUUCUAAACCCAAACAGCUUAACAGUGCAAGAACAAACAACAACUUCAUCAACUGUAACCACCACAACAGUUUUAACAACAUCAGUGACCAAUAUACCUGUAAUUAAUGCCAGUGACAAACGCUUCAUCAUCAACUUCACCAUCAUAAACCUAAAUUUCACAUCUGACUUGAAUAAUUCCAGCUCAGCUUUGUAUAAAAACUUGGAGAGCAACAUCACAGCACAGCUCACACGUCUCUAUAAGAACAGCGAAUUAUCCAGCAUCUUCAAGUAUGCCAGUGUGAAAGGCUUUAGUAAAGGCUCUGUGAAGGUGAGCUCUGUCUGUGUCUUCAGAUCAAGCCCCACACUCACCUUAACCUUGGUGAAGAAUAUACUUGUAAGUGGAACUAAUAACUCCAGUCUACUUGGCGGAAUCUAUCAGCUGGAUCCAAGCAGUGUGUCAGUAGAAGAAGACAGCCUUGAUUCCCCGAGUCAGCCGUAUGUGCCCUAUUGGGCCAUUAUCCUAAUAAGCUUGGGCAUCACACUGAUUUUGUCAAUGAUCGCUUUCUUUGGCUUUGUGACUGUUCGGAGCAGCUGGUUUGGUCGAAGGGGUUCCUAUGAAAUAACGCAGAUGCCAAAGAACUUGCCUUACACACGUCUUAAGUGAGAAUCAGUGACACCAGAAGAAGAGAAGACACCAAAAUUAAAAUGAACAAAAAUAUAGAUAUAUAUAUAUCUUACUCAGUUCUGACAGUGCAAUUAAUUUACUUUGCAAAAAUAUAUUAUUAUUUUUGUAGUUUUACACGAACGUUUACAUUAUUAUUAAAUUAAUGCCAGCGAAAACAAAAUUGUAAACAAAAACCUACUGUUUCUUAUUUUUAUAUACUUCAUGUGACAUAUAAAAUGGCACUGCCAGCACUUUGUUGUUGAUUUUCAAUUCAAAAUAUUAAUGAAUAUUUUAAUAAUAAAAUUUGAAUAUGUAUUUAUAUACAAA